This is a messenger RNA of Thermothielavioides terrestris NRRL 8126, 828 nucleotides long. RefSeq lists its product as uncharacterized. The record is from RefSeq and is a predicted model, not a curated record. Gene Ontology annotation, biological process: phosphatidic acid biosynthetic process; triglyceride catabolic process. Gene Ontology annotation, cellular component: lipid droplet; endoplasmic reticulum. Lineage: Eukaryota; Fungi; Ascomycota; Sordariomycetes; Sordariales; Chaetomiaceae. Bases 1 to 828 code for a protein of 275 amino acids. Gene Ontology annotation, molecular function: triacylglycerol lipase activity; acylglycerone-phosphate reductase (NADP+) activity. The transcript has 3 exons.
AUGGCUGACCUGUCGACGACACCAACAGUUCUCAUCACCGGCUGCAGUGACGGCGGGCUGGGUGCUGCGCUGGCCGAGGCCUUCGCACGAAGGGGCUUCCACGUGCUAGCAACGCUUCGCAACCCAGCCAAGGCUGCGGAGCUGGCAUCCCAUCCAGGCAUCGAGGUCCUGUCGUUGGACGUGACAGACACGGCAUCGAUAGCCUCGUGUGCCGCGGCCGUCGCCACGAAGACGGGCGGGCGGCUCGAUGUGCUGGUCAACAACGCCGGCAGCAUGUUUGUCAUGCCACUCCUCGACACCGAUCUGGCGGAGAGCAAGAGGCUGUACGACGUCAACGCCUUUGCUCCCAUGCUGGUCCGCUCCCGGGGCGUCGUUCUGAACAUCGCCAGCAUUGCGGGCGCGGUGAGAAUGGCUUGGCAAGGCAUCUACAACUCGUCCAAGGCCUCGGCACGCUGGAUCUCGGAAACGCUCCGGAUCGAGAUGCAGGGCCUGGGCGUCCGUGUCAUCACGGCCAUGGUGGGUGAGGUCGAGACCAACAUCUUCCAGAAUGCGCGCGCGCCGCCCUCGCUGCCCCCGUCUUCGUACUACGGGUCCAUCAAGGACCUUAUCUUCCAGCAGGGCACGGGUCAGAUGCAGAAGGAGAAUGAAAAGGCCUCCGUGACGGCCGAGAACCUGGUUCGGGAUGUGCUCAGCGGGCGCGACGGGCACGUGUGGCGGGGCGGCGUGGCCGGCCGCGCCAAGUACUUGCAUUGGAUGCUUCCCGAGCGAUUGUUCGAGUGGUUCCUGCACUCUUCCAGGGGUGUUUACCAGGUUCAGCCCCCAAAGUAG